CCAGCAAAUAUGUCUUAUGUGGACACUCUGCGCCAGUGGGAUGAGGCUAUAAACAGUGCUGACAAGCAGGAUUUCUCAGAGGCCUUAAGGAUCCUCCUGUCUAUUCAAGAGCCCAACUCCAAAAUAUGCUUCAACAUUGGCUGCCUCCAUCUUCUUAACCAAGACUUGGAUGAUGCUGAAAAGGCGUUUGAUUGCAGCAUUCGCAAGGAUGAGCAUUUGGCAAUCAGCUUCUUUCAAAGAGGAAUCACCUAUUACAAAAGGAAGAGGUAUGAAGAAAGCUUGUAUGAUUUCAACAGAGCCUUGAAAGCACUAAGGGGCAAUCAGCUGAUAGAUUACAAGGCACUUGGUCUUCGAUACAUACUAUAUGCAUGCGAGGUCCUCCACAACGUGGCCCUGACUGAGGCUCAGCUGGGGAACUGGGAAAAGGCCCAGGAGAGCCUCGCAAAGGCACUCAACUACAAGACAGAGUCCAAGCUGAGUAUCAUCGACAGAGCUCUGCAGUCCACCCUGAAACAAAAGCUGUUCAAACCAGUGGAGUUCCCAUCUAAGAUGCUGUUUAAACCGAAUAAGAACUAUGUUGCCGAGCUGGAGAAGAAGGACUACCUCGGCAAAGCAAAGGUGGUUGCUUCUGUCGUUCCACAAGAUGCCUUUUCUGGAUUUGCUCCAUUACAGCCACAGGUUGAGGAUGGUCCAGCUAUGCCAAAAGAACCAGAGGUUCUGAGGGCUCUGGAAGGGGAACCGCACACUGUGCUGUUUCAGUUUGAUCCUGAGACCAGUGACGAGUUGGCUGUGGUGCCGGGUAAUAUUGUGUUUGUGCUGCAGAAGGGCGCCGACAACUGGGCAUACGUGGUCUUCAAUGAAAGACGGGGACUCGUCCCUUACAAUUACCUGGAACGUUUGGAAAUCCCAUUGGCUUCUAACAAGAACAAGGGAGUGACUGCGCCUCCAAGUCGAGAACCACCAACCAGACCCGAAAGGAUUCAAGGUCUUACUCCCGGGAAUACCAGCAGUGGAAAAGCCCAGAUAAAGGAGGCAAAGCCUGCAGACAAUUCGUGUAUUGUCAAAGUCCAUUUCACGUUCAACUUUGCCGUCUCAGUGCCGUAUGGGUCCCCCUACGCAGGAUUGAUAGAGAAAGUCAGUAAAAAGCUCAGCCUCCCUUCUACCACCAUCUCGCUCAGUUCAGAGGCACAUGGACAGAGUCUUAUUGAUGGCGACACAGAGAUGCAAGAUGUGUGGAGUCUUGCCACCGGUGGGCGCAUCACCCUGUGGUGUUACACCAAAGAGCAAAGUGACGCAGAGCCACAGACUCAGACUCAGCUGGUGGCACUUCACUCUUACGAGUCCCCAAAUCCAGAAGAUCUGAACUUUCAACAAGGGGAUGCAAUCACACUUCUCUCCAGAAUAAACCAGGAUUGGCUGGAAGGGCGGUGUAAUGGGAAUACUGGGAUAUUUCCUGCAUCUUUUGUAGAAGAAGUCCCUGCGAAUGGCCAGCAAUAGCGAUGCCUCUCCUGCCCUCCACUGCCUUCACGACCGGCGUCUCUCCCAGCUUCUGCUCCAAACCACGCCAACUCCGACCUGCCAGAAACGAUGCUGGGCAAAGAAAAUAAACCAAUGAGAGAAAAGC
This is a messenger RNA of Cololabis saira (Pacific saury), 1624 nucleotides long. RefSeq names its product neutrophil cytosolic factor 2 (gene ncf2). The transcript has 16 exons. Gene Ontology annotation, biological process: superoxide anion generation. The record is from RefSeq and is a predicted model, not a curated record. Gene Ontology annotation, molecular function: superoxide-generating NADPH oxidase activator activity; protein binding. Lineage: Eukaryota; Metazoa; Chordata; Actinopteri; Beloniformes; Belonidae. The coding region runs from base 10 to 1497 and encodes 495 amino acids.